Molecule: messenger RNA, 2371 nt
Organism: Zea mays
Lineage: Eukaryota; Viridiplantae; Streptophyta; Magnoliopsida; Poales; Poaceae
Exons: 5
Coding region: 278-1366 (362 amino acids)
Source: RefSeq, a predicted model, not a curated record
AUUCUGUUUGCUUCCGUCCGACAGGAACAUUUGUUUAAUAUUUCUUUUGCCAAGCAGCCAAUUCCUCUACCCGUUCUGCCCUUCUCAGUUUCUCCAGUACAGGAUCGAGGCUUCUCCUGGUAGCCUCUCCGUCGGAGCGCUCCCCGCCGCCUGCACAUCUCCCUGGCAGUGGCGGUUGCCUCCACCCUCAGCGCCGCCCAGAUCCCUCGUCCUCACCUGUUCUCUAUCGCGGACCCUGAUCUGUCCAUGCUCAAGAAUCAAUCCAGAGUUAAGUUGUAUGGAUCCUGCUGAUGUUCCAGAAGGGAUUGAUCCCAAGAGUGCGUGCAGAGUGGAGGUCACUGUCAAUUCCUACUUCACUAUGCAAGAUGGUAGAAAGGAAUAUAAUCGAGGCAAGACAGUAAGCUAUGUUGUUGAUUCAGAAGAAUACUCAGUUAUUGAUUUAGAGAAAGAUAUUGCUUCAGAAUUUAAAUGGGGGAGCGACCAACAGCCUAAUUUCUGGGUUCUAACAAGGGGUAAUAUGACAAGCAAGUUGGCUUCAGAUGCACAACUUCUUGACUUGUUAAGGGCAUCUAGAGUAGUGAAGUUAUUAAUGAUAGUGGGCAACUGUGAGCACAAUGUAGGACAUGGGCAUAUUCCUGCUACAUGGAACAUACAAGAAGAGAUACCUGUUGCAGUGAACAUAGAAGAAGAGAUGCUUGAUGCAAUGGAUAAUAAUUUGGAGGAAGCAGAUGGAGGAUUUGCAUGGGCAGAAAUACCUGAAUAUGGGGAAACAACUGCAGGGCCACCAAUGGCUAAAGAGGAAGAAAAGGAGCACUUUAUCACUGUUGGGUGCGAUCCUAAUGGAGAUAAGCCAGCUGGAAUAAAUGAAGAAUGGAGGUACUUUAAAAGUGUUGAUCAUGUAGCUAUUGAUCCACUGCAAAAUCUUAAAGUUGAGGGACAGAAAAGAAAGAGGGCAAGACCUGUUUUAGAAAUAAGAGACUUUGAUACUGAAGCUGUUCCUGAGGAUGAGACUACUCUGCUUGAUGUUUUUAUUGUGCCUCACACAUCACAUGACAGUGAGAAUCCAGUCAUUAAGGAGGGUGACACCUUUGUAGACAAGAUUGCUUUUGUCCACACUAUUAAGCAAUAUGCCAUCAAAAAUGAGUUUGAGACUAGGAUUGAACAUAGUGACAAAGAAAGGUACAGGGCAAGGUGUGUAGAUGAAAAUUGUGAUUGGAGAGUAUAUGCAAAGAAGCUACAUGGUGGCAACACAUUUAUGGUAGUCAAACUAUCAGAAUUGGAUGUGCACACUUGUUCCAGUCAAACAUCUCAGAAUGCUUCAACAAUUGGAUUAAAGAUUACAAAGAUCUCCCAGUCGCUGAUCUAAUGGAUAAGAUUAGGGAGAAAAUUAUGGAGAAGAUUUAUACAAGGCAAGAGAUAGCCAAUCGAAUGGAAGGGCGUAUCCUACAAAGUGUGAUACAUGAGUUGAACAUGAAGAGCAGAGGAUUGCACUAUGAAAUCGUGAAGAGUGGACUGUUGUCAGCUGAGAUAUCAGGAAUAACAAAAGAAGGGAAGAAUUGGAGAGUUGCAGUUGACAUUAAGAAAAGAACUUGUGGAUGUGGACAGUGGCAGAUUUCUGGAAAACCUUGCACUCAUGCAAUAGCUCUAUUUGGGAAACUUAGAAACCUUAACAUUGAGGACUUUGUGGAUGACUACUAUUCAAUUGAGAGGUUCAAAAUGGCUUAUCAGUUUGUGGUCGCUCCGAUGGGUGACAAGACUCAAUGGCCAAAAAUUGACCCUGGGUUUAAAAUGGUUCCUCCAAAGCUAGAAAGGCCUGCUGGUAGACCAAGAAAGAAAAGAAUCAAGGCUAGUGGAGAGGCAGGAAAAAGAGGCCCAUAUCAGUGCAAAAGGUGUUUUCAGUUUGGACAUAUAGAGAAGGGCUGUACUGCUACUCAAGCUGAAUUAGAACAAGAGCUUCCACCACCUCAUCCAAAGAAACCAAAAAAACAAAGAAAAUCCAAAUCUGAAGCUGUUGAAGUCUCUAUGGUUGAUGUCGAGCCAUCUCAAACCGACGGUGUUCCAAAAGUGAUGUCUAGCCCAGGUGUAACAACAAGAAGCAUGUCUUCUGCUUCUCCAACUAGUCCAGGUCCUACAACAAGGAGGAAGGCAUCCAUCUCACCAGGAGGAAUUAAUCGGAGGCUCAUUAUUAGCUAGAUAUAGUAGUUGUCAUUCUCUAUUUUGUGUGUGGGCAUGGCUGUGCAACUAUUUUGUGUAACUAUUUUGCCGCUAUGCAACACUAUGUCUGAUGGUGGUGCUUCUAUAUUCUGAAUUGCAAGAACUCAUUUAAAUGUUGCAGUUAUGGUACUGAAAUGGCAUCAAAAUUAUAUAUAUA